Styela clava is the source of this 4359-nucleotide messenger RNA. Its product is annotated as protein CLEC16A-like. NCBI's taxonomy places the organism in Eukaryota, Metazoa, Chordata, Ascidiacea, Stolidobranchia, Styelidae. Gene Ontology annotation, biological process: endosomal transport; vacuolar transport; regulation of autophagosome maturation. Gene Ontology annotation, cellular component: late endosome; Golgi apparatus. The record is from RefSeq and is a predicted model, not a curated record.
AAUUGCAUGUAGGUUAUGCUAUUAUUCAGUAACAGUUCAGUUUAACAAUAAUUCUUCAUCGGAUCUGCUGGUCAACCCACCACUAUGUCCAUGCGUCGUGGAUGGCUGGGGGCACCGAAACCUCCGAAGAAUCCGCACUCUUUGGAACACCUUAAAUAUCUUCAUCAUAUUUUGACGAAGAAUUCCACUGUUACUGAAGGCAACAAGGCACUUAUUGUCGAAGCAUUACGUUCAAUGUCCGAAAUAUUAAUUUGGGGAGAUCAAAAUGAUAGUUCUGUUUUUGAGUUCUAUCUGGAGAAAAACAUGUUUCUUUUCUUCUUGAAUAUUUUGAAACAAAACGCUGGGAAUUAUGUCUGCAUUCAACUCCUUCAAACAUUGAAUAUUCUGUUUGAGAAUCUACAAAACGAUACUUCAUUAUACUAUCUGCUCUCCAACAACCAUGUGAAUGAAGUUAUCUGUCAUAAGUUCGAUUUCUCUGAUGAAGAAGUUCUCGCUUAUUACAUCUCAUUCCUGAAAACUUUGUCUCUAAAGCUCAACCAGCAUACAAUACAUUUCUUCUACAAUGAACAUACAGAUGACUUCGCUCUCUAUACAGAAGCAAUCAAAUUUUUCAACCAUUCUGAAUCAAUGGUGAGGAUUGCUGUCAGGACAUUGACAUUGAAUGUUUAUAAAGUGCAAGAUGAAGCAAUGCUUCGUUACAUCCGAGACAGAACAGCUGUUCCCUACUUCUCCAAUCUUGUUUGGUUUAUUGGAAAUCAUGUCAGAGAACUCAACACUUGCAUAAGGAGCAAUGAUAACCAUCAAAAUCUGAAUCGUCUCAGUGACCUUGUUGCAGAACAUCUGGAUCAUUUGCAUUACCUGAAUGAUAUAUUAGCAAUAGAGAAUGAACAACUUAACAACAUACUCGGAAAACAACUGCUUCAUCAUUUAUUUGUUCCUUUGUAUAUUUAUUCUCUUUCUUCUAUUGGUGAUGAUGACUCUGAUGAAAAGGAGCAACCAAGAGUCAAUUCAGUGUUGGCGUUAUUCCUCCUUUCACAGGUUUUCCUGAUCAUCCAAUAUGAACCUGUUGUCCAUAAACUUGCCGAAGUCAUCUUCAACCAGAAUUCAACAUUGAAUCUCAUGAACGACCAGGAUGAAGUUUAUGAAGCAUUCGUGCAACAGCCAGAAAGCCUUGAUACUUGGCUUGAUAGUAAAAGAGUGAAGAAGGCAACAAAAAAGAAAACCAAAAGACCAAACUUCAGGAAUGUUGGUUCUGACGAUGAACCCACAUCACCAGUUGAACCUCCAGAGCCAGUGAUCGAACAAAACUACACGGUAGAAGAAGUAGAGAGGAGUUUGAAUACUCAACAAGAAGUUCUGGCAUCUGUCAGUCCAACUUACUCUGAUGAUGAUAUUUCUUCAAGCAAUUCAAAUGAAUCCCCAGGCCGUGUUCUCUCGUUGCCGCAACCUCAAAAUAUAACUGAUGACCAAAAAGCUGCAGCAACAAGACUGUCAUCCUCAUCAUCUGGUAUCAGUACAAACAGGCCUUUUCUCGACACCAUCUACAGUGCUCUGAAUUGUCAAGGCGAUGAUUACAAAGCUUUACUUGCAUUGUGUCUUCUUUAUGCAAUGUUACAUAACAAAGUUUGUGGUAUUUUGUUUUCUACUUGCUCUCAUGGGGAAUUAGCUGCUGGUAUCAGUUCGGAUCUGACAGAAGUUGUCCAAUUGGGGCAGUCAAAGGAUGAUGAAAACAAUGACACGUACAGUCAUUGGUUGGUUGAACGAUUACUGAGGAUUCUUAGUACAAGUGUUAAGAAAGAUUCCAAAGUUCGUUUGGCCACCAUCGGGUUGAGUUGCUUGUUAUUGAAGGAAAUCGGGCUGAAGAAUGAUAAAUGUAUUUUAUUGGAAAGUCAUCUUACUUGCAUUGAGGAUUCAAGAAAUGAAAGUAUGAACAAUCUACAUCCAUUUUAUAAGGAGGAAGAAAUGUUCUUGGAUAUUUUGGAAGAUGAAUACAGGACGUUUCAGAGUAAGCCUCUUAAUGUGGAGUACUUGAUGAUGGAUUCGUCCUUACUACUGCCACCUACUGGUACACCGUUAACAGGAAUUGAAUUUAAAAGUCGACUUCCAUGUGGACCUGCUGAGCAAGCUAAAAGGGCAAUUGGAACUUUCAUUGGCCUUCGAGAUCUCUCACUUUGUCUUUGCAAAGAAGUCGAAACUCAGCUCCCACUCACAAGAGAGCAAGAUUGUAUUCAGACGAACGAUAAACUGGAUCUGAACAACAGCGACCUGAUAGCCUGUACGGUAUCGAAUCGAGAUGGGAAGCAACGUAGAUUCUUAGUUGUCGAUCUAUAUCAGCUUGUAUUGGUGGAGCCAGAGAGUAAGAGACUUGGAUGGGGAGUCGUCAGAUUCGCUGGUUUCUUACAAGAUGUUGAAGUAGCAAGUGAUAAUGAAGACAGUCGAGUACUACGAGUCACAAUACAUAAACCAUCUGGUGCCAGGAGAGUUCCAUUGCUGAGUGCUGAUUUCAUAUUUGAUGACCAUAUAAGGUGCAUGGCAGCUAAGCAAAGGUUAACAAAAGGUCGAAUGCGAGCUCGAAACCUUAAAAUGCAAAGAAUAGCUGUGUUGCUGGGAUUGCCAGAGAAUACAAUUGAAGAUCCAUUUGCUAACAGUUAUAUGCUGAAUACAAGUUUCCAUGCCCCCAGAAGUCAAUUCCGAGCUUAUGCUGAUCCUCAUGCACUCGAAUCAAGCCCUCAUCAACGCGGCAACAGCAGCCAUACGCCUCAACCUAUACUGAAACGACCUGGUGGAUCAAUGGCAAUAACUCCUGGGCGAAUUGGAAACCUCGGCCUUCCAGUUUCACCAAGAGCUGGCUCAGCUCGCAACCAAAGUCCUGCGCUUGGAAGACACAGAGAAAAAGUAUCGAGUUCACUCACUACAUGUGAAUCAGAACCCGAGCUUAUUUCAGCGAAAGAAUUGACACUCGUACUCCAAGAUCACAGUAAUGACAAUGCUGCAAUUCAACACAGCGAACCUCCAUCUUUUGCGUCAAAUGUCAUCUCUCGAGGUGCGCCAAAGAGUCACAGAAGAACGAACAGUGCUCAUAUUAGCUCCAGUGAACUUCCUUAUGAAGAAGUCGGAGUACAUGUCGGGAAUUUAGACCUUGAAUCAAAAUCUGGCGAGUCUACUUCUCCAUCUUUUGGGGCUGAUGCCUCCCCACUUGAAGAAGGGGUAGACGCUUCAUCGCUGAAUGAAUUUAGCAUCGAGGAAGAUGCCAAUGCUUCUAACCUUGCUUCAAAUUCUGAAGUUGGCGAAAAAGAACAAAUAUCUAAUGUAGUACCCAAUGACUCCAUACCACCCACUAGUGACCCAGAAAGUAUUCCUUCUCAAAUUGAAAACUCUAAUUAUGACAUCACACAUCUUGAAACUGACGACUUGAAAGUUGCGAGAUUACGUUCUGAAUCUUCGACGUCUAACAAAGAUAUUGCUCUUACUCUGCAGCCCCCAUCCUCGGCCCCAGUUUCUUUGAUGAAUCAAGAGGAACCAAAGUUCUCAGUGUCGCUUUCUCCUGUAAAAUCAGUUUCUUCAGAUUUCAAAUCUGACAACCAAUGAGUUCACUUGGGAACAGAAAGUGAAUUCAAAUCGAAUAUUGGAAAUAAUUCAAAAGUCUGCGAUCAUGAAGUAUGCGUACCAAGAUGGCGGACACCUGAACUUAGUAUAUGUACCAGGUUAGGGUUGGGCCAUAUUUCAGGUACAAACACUAUGAGAGUCACUUGGCUUGUCCCCGAACUUGUAGUGGAACUAAAAUAAGGAACCAUACUCAACCAUAUUAUUCAUUCUUCUUAUUUAAACUCACUAUUUGGACAAGACCGAGGUUGUUCCCAUCUUCCCAAAAAAAUCUUGUAUGCUUUGCUCUUCCAUAUUCCCCAACUCGCGAAUUUCUGUCCUAUUUUCUGCGGAUUCAGCAUUUGCAGACAAAAUUUUUAUUUAAACAAAAUCAAUUAUAUGCACUUGGAGGACAAAUUAGCUUCUCCUCACAGAUCAUUCAAAUUUUGAUUUUGACAAUAUUCGCUUCUGAUCUAAUUGCUGUAUGUAUUUGUAUCCAAAAGUCUCAAAUAUAAACAAUAGUUUAUUUUGAUUUGGAUGAAAUCAUAACCCAUAUUUGAUUUAAUGCUUUGCAAAAGGAUCAUCAUUGUAUUGGAAAUUGAUUUUAUCGGUGAAUGUCGUAGAUUGAUCUGCUGAUUUGAAUUGAUGUUACAAUUUCAUCAAAUUCAAUAAUUUUAUUUGGUGCUCCAGAAGUAUGUGCACCACGAUGGCGGACACCAGAACGUCGUAUGUGUACCAGGUUAGGGUUAGGCCGUUUUAUUAUUUCAGUUUUCCUUA